Physcomitrium patens is the source of this 1864-nucleotide messenger RNA. Its product is annotated as 3-dehydroquinate synthase, chloroplastic. Gene Ontology annotation, biological process: aromatic amino acid biosynthetic process. Gene Ontology annotation, cellular component: cytoplasm. Gene Ontology annotation, molecular function: 3-dehydroquinate synthase activity. NCBI's taxonomy places the organism in Eukaryota, Viridiplantae, Streptophyta, Bryopsida, Funariales, Funariaceae. The record is from RefSeq and is a predicted model, not a curated record.
UGCUGGCUCAAGUGUGUAUGUGUGGCUGAGUUUGUGAAUUUGCUUUGCUGCUCGCGGAAUGGCUUCCAUGGCCGCACGCUGCGCUUCUUCGGCCCUGCUCGGGGCGCUGGAGCCUCUGCCCACGGCGGCUGCGUCUUCUCUCGCUGUUUCGAAAGGUGUUUCUGCCGUUUUUCCAGCCAAGAAAGGGCUGGAAUUGGCCUCAGGGGCGGUAUUAAGAGGUGCGAGCAGCGCUCGAAGUGCUGUAUGGAGCGCGGAGAGUAGAGCGGCCGGGGUUUGCAAGGUGUUCAAGGGAGUGAGGGCGAGUGGUGCUGGAGUGAUGGAGAGCGCGCCUCCUGCCACGCGCGAGGAUCCUGUCAUCGUGAAUGUGGACCUCGGUGACCGAAGUUACCCUAUCUACAUCGGCGCGGGUUUGCUCGACCGGUCUGAGCUUCUCCAGAAGCACGUCAAAGGCAAGAAGGUACUGAUUGUGACAAAUGAGACUGUUGCCCCAAUCUAUUUAGACAGGACGAUCGCAGCGUUGAAACAUGGAGGCUUCGAUGUGGAGAUUGAAAGUGUGAUACUUCCAGAUGGAGAAAAAUACAAGGAUCUUCCAACGCUGAUGAAGGUUUACGACAAGGCCAUUGAGACACGGAUGGACAGGCGGUGCACUUUUGUUGCAUUGGGAGGUGGAGUAAUCGGGGACAUGUGUGGUUAUGCUGCUGCUUCUUAUCUUCGUGGUGUCAAUUUUAUCCAGAUUCCUACGACCCUCAUGGCACAGGUAGAUUCUUCUGUUGGUGGAAAGACUGGUGUCAACCAUCCACUUGGAAAGAAUAUGAUAGGGGCUUUCUAUCAACCUCAGUGUGUCCUUGUGGACACCGACACCCUCAACACGCUUCCUGAUAGAGAGCUUGCCUCUGGCAUUGCUGAGGUUACCAAAUACGGACUUAUCCGCGAUGCUGAAUUCUUUGAAUGGCAAGAGGAGAACAUGGAAGCAUUGCUAAGCCGCGACCCCAAGGCUCUCGCAUUUGCAGUAAAGAGGUCCUGUGAGAACAAGGCAGAAGUGGUAACCCUGGACGAGAGAGAAGGUGGGCUUCGGGCAACCUUGAAUCUUGGACAUACAUUUGGGCACGCAAUUGAGGCAGGUAUUGGUUACGGUGGUUGGUUACAUGGUGAGGCGGUAGCAGCUGGGACUGUCAUGGCUGCUGACAUGUCCUUGAGACUCGGCUGGAUCGAUGAGACCCUGUUCAACCGAAUUGUCAAUCUGUUAAAGCGUGCGAACGUUCCUAUUUCUCCUCCGGAGUCUAUGGAUGUGCAGACUUUUAAAACAAUUAUGGCUGUUGAUAAAAAGGUUGCUGAUGGCUUGUUGAGGCUCAUUCUCCUGAAGGGACCUCUUGGUAACUGUGUGUUUACUGGGGAAUAUGAUCGGAAAGCUCUCGACGAGACCUUGGAAGAGUUCUGCAAAUCCUAGACGACGAGCAAUUUUCUUCCAGUCUCAUUCUUCAAUGCUAUGAGCAGUUCAGUCUUCCCAGUUGUAGUUUUGUAGUGCAGCACUUGUAAUUCGUAGUGAAUUCGCAGUGAGCGGAAGAGUGCUCUAAACUUCUCCACAAGUCAUUUAUGCGUGUAGUAUACCUUGAGUUAACUUCAGCCGGAAAACCUACCAGGGACUUUGUUUCUAUCUUUAUUUUUAACUCCUAAUCACCUAAAGCCCAUUGCUGUAAUGUGGUCACGUAGAGGAUUGUACUCGUCAGGGUCGACUUCGCUAGGAUUAAAGACCGUUGACGACCAAUUUUGGGUCAAGACUUGUCACACUCUGACAGUUUAAUUUCAUGCACUCAGCGUUUGUGGAACAGUAUGCUUCAGAUGUUGACGGCAUUUUCUACUUGUU